AUGGUGGAAAUUCGUAAAUUUUUAGAAGAGUACAAGGCGCAGCCGCUAAAAGAGGAUGUUGAACAUAUGACAGGUCAAGAAUUAGUGGACUACAUAAAUACAAAUCAAAACCUUUACAAGGCGAGAUACAAGCCAGGAAUUGAGAGAUUUGUCCAGUCGAGAAUUAUGAAAGCAAAGUACAUGGAUAAAACCUUCGCUGAAAAAACGGUGGAACGUAGAGAAUUCCUCGGAGACGAUCCUCUUCCUGAGAGCUUUGAUGCACGUGAUAAAUGGCCGAAAUGCGCUGGGAUAAUUGGCCACAUUCGAGACCAGUCCGAAUGCGGGUCUUGUUGGGCUGUAGCAAGCACCGAAGUAAUGUCAGAUCGUUUGUGCAUCCAAUCAGACGCGAAAUACGCGGUGCACAUCUCCGACACUGAUUUGCUUGCUUGCUGCGGAUUAGUGUGCGGCGGAUGUGACGGUGGCUAUACACUUGAAGCCUGGAUCUACUUCAAAAGAUCGGGUAUCUGCACAGGGGGACCAUAUGGGGACAAGAAUUGCUGCAAACCAUAUGCAUUCUACCCGUGUGAUAAACACGAAAAUCAAACUUAUUACGGACCAUGCCCCCCUGACGGUUGGGAAACUCCGACAUGCCGUAAUAGGUGUCAUUUUAGUUAUCGCAAAGAUUAUGAGACUGACAAGUUUUGGGGAAAGGAUGUAGACCUUACGGGCAAAAAUGAGACUAACAUCAGAAAGGAAAUAUAUAGAAAUGGACCAGUGAUAGCAUCCUUUGACGUUUAUGCUGACUUCAUAUACUAUGAAUCGGGAGUAUAUGUGCACAAAACUGGAGCCUAUAAAGGUGGACAUGCCGUAAAAAUUAUUGGAUGGGGCACAGAGAACGGAGUACCUUACUGGUUGGUUGCAAACUCCUGGAACACUGACUGGGGAGAAAACGGAUUUUUCCGCAUACUUCGUGGAACGAACGAGUGCGACAUUGAAAGGGGUAUAUUAUGCGGAGACGUUGAUCUUGAUAAGGUUCACUAA
This is a messenger RNA of Cylicocyclus nassatus, 1020 nucleotides long. NCBI's taxonomy places the organism in Eukaryota, Metazoa, Nematoda, Chromadorea, Rhabditida, Strongylidae. The record is from the annotation of a GenBank genome assembly.